Molecule: messenger RNA, 1977 nt
Organism: Branchiostoma belcheri (Belcher's lancelet)
Lineage: Eukaryota; Metazoa; Chordata; Leptocardii; Amphioxiformes; Branchiostomatidae
Exons: 7
Coding region: 230-1141 (303 amino acids)
Biological process (GO): respiratory gaseous exchange by respiratory system
Cellular component (GO): extracellular region
Source: RefSeq, a predicted model, not a curated record
GUGGCUGGUUCUGUCAGAUCCUGACGGCGGGGGCCAGAAAAACGAGCAGAGCUCUGCGUCAACCAACCAACCAACCAACCGUCCGACCAACCGACCAACCGUCCGACCAACCGACUGACCGUCCGACGAGCCAACCAAGCUGUGCUAGUCCCCAAGCACCAGUCUUCAGCUGCAGUACAGUACUGCGUCUUGAUCAUCAUAUCAACAGUACAUGUAGGACGUUGCAGGAAUGACCAAGGAAGACAAGAAACCACUCCCCCCGAACGCGGGCCCGCCAACAGAUCAUGAUGCGGACAAAGUGGAGAUUGUCAAGGAAGUUGCUGCCAAUCGGAAACGCCUGACCAUGGGGCUUGCAGUGGGAACUGCAGUACUGGUGGUGGUGAUUGGGGCAAGUAUGCUGGGCGUGUUUCUGUCCAAAGACGCCAACAUAGUCACGGGUAAUCGUCUGUGGAAGGUCAAUGAAGUGAUUCUUAAUGAAAAGAUAGAGGUUGAUGUCAAGGCGAAGACAGAGACUUUCUACACGCGAGACUCUGAUGGUACUUCGGCACUGAUGCAUGAUACCAACACAGGUCUCAGCGCCUACAAGUUUGAAAUGCAGAAGAUGUGCUACAUCACUGACUAUGAGAAGGAUCAGGACAUCGAAGAAGUUGACAGCCUGGCCCAAAGGAUGGAAGACGGAGAGGAUGGGGAGGUGGAAGUGGCCCAACAAGGCCCCAGCGAGUACCUUAGUGUGGACAACAGCCGAGAGCCGUUCAAUCGCUCUUCACUGAGCGACAAAAUGGACGAGUUCUGUGGUCCACUGGAGACACAGUGGGGUGUGAAGACAGCAGAAGAGCCUGGUACCCCAGGAGUGGACCCCACCAGUGUUGCAGGAGACAGUGGCAAUACGGAAGGUGAACCACAGGAGCGUAAGAAGCGAGUCAUCUGCCAUUUGGUGAGGAGCUACGUCUGCAGAACAGUCUGCAAAUCAAUCUGCGGUCGAAAGAAGCGCGCUGCAGAACAGGAGAAGGAAGGAGAAGAGAACGAGCAGCAGCCAACCCGAGUGAAGCGCUUUUGGGGUGGCAGGCGUCGCCGUCGCUGGUUUAGCUGCCCAAGGGUCUGUUACCCCGUGUGCAGUUGGAUUUCAAGGUGGAUCUGCUGAGCCUUAUGCUUGUGUUGUCAGUCAUAAAGAUUUUCAAUCUAUUGCAUCUAACACCAAAAGCAAACUGAUGACAAAGUCUUAUUACUUGAUGAUCAAAGAAAUUUCGAUGCAUGAAAUCUACCAACUAAUGCGUUUGGUCAUUAUUUUUGAAGAAACAAAUUGAUUUCAUAUUCAUUGAAAGAGAUUAUAGUUUUCAUUUCUUGGUCUAUAUUAUACUCUUACAUAAAAAAUUAAUGGCCGACCAAAAAGUCACUGCAGAUUUGCAGUACUUGAGAAAGAAAGAGAUUUGGAGCAUUGUCUGUGAUGAGUCUUAUGUAAUGUCUGUCAAUCAUACUCAAUACUGUAAAUAGGUUGGAGUAAGUUACAUCUUCAUAUAGCAUGCAUUUACAAUUUUUGACAAAGGCUAGAUGUAAUUCAGUAUUUUAAAAAAUAUCACUUUCCAAAUGCGUUAUAAGUCAAAGGCAUAUAAUGCAUUCUUGAAAUGUCAUUAAUAGGUUACGGAUUAUCUUUUUUUUUUUUCUUAACUUUUUUUUCACACAAUGUCAUGUACUACGUGCUCAAUAAUUUUUGGGUGGUUUAGUCAAGGUUCCCAAAGAGUAAGCCAGUUAGAUUGUGAAAGUCUAAAGAAAGCAUGACAUUUUCAUGAGAACGAUCAUUGCACAAUCAUAAUUUUUUUUUUAAUACCACUUAAUGCAAGCUUUUUAGUAAUACACCAAUACUAUAGUCAUCAUAUCAUAACUGUCAUGGUGGGGAUGUUUAUUGAGGCAAAAUAACCUAUUACAAGAUUUUGUGGUGUAUGAAAAUGGAACACCAUGAGUUUUAUUCAAUAAAAUUUA